This is a messenger RNA of Sycon ciliatum, 2846 nucleotides long. Its product is annotated as solute carrier family 15 member 4-like. Gene Ontology annotation, biological process: transmembrane transport. The transcript is spliced from 3 exons. Gene Ontology annotation, molecular function: transmembrane transporter activity. The record is from RefSeq and is a predicted model, not a curated record. Bases 493 to 2268 code for a protein of 591 amino acids. Gene Ontology annotation, cellular component: membrane. Lineage: Eukaryota; Metazoa; Porifera; Calcarea; Leucosolenida; Sycettidae.
UGGCAAAUGUUAGUGUAAAACAAGGCAAGACUCAACUGUACUGACGAGUGCUAGUAGCCAUAGUUACUUUCUGUGUCAGCUGACGUGCUGUGUUCUGUCAUCAUGGUCGAGUGCAAAGACUAAUAAGGACUGCAUUGGCUCGAAAACAAUAAAAAUAGCUAGGUGACCAUGAAUGGCAUGAUUGAUGACAGGGUUGGGGAAAAUAACUGAAAAGUACCUGUCCAGCUGUUGGCUGGAUUGUCGUGUGCACGUGUUGUUUACCUCAAAAUCGCGCUCCAACAUUCCAUUCUCUAUUCUUGUCAUCAUGGUUGGAUUAUCAUCACUAUCUCAGUAUCGGGUUCUAAAAUUAAUGGUCCUGGAUGAAACGUUCAUGAAACAAGCAGUUGAAGCUCGCUCUGAGAAAGUAUCUUCGCCUUCAGAGUUUAGUGCAAAAGUACCAGUUUGAAAAAGCGGCUAUCCAUUCAUUUCCUUCGCGCCGCUAUCCAAGAGAGAAUGAGUUGUGGUGUUCGUGAAAGCGAAAGGUUACCGCUGACCGCCGGCGAAAACCAAACAAGUAGCGCCAAGAAGAGGAGUAGCCAACGUUGUUUGAACUGGCAUCCGUCCUACACAGUGCUGGCUGCGACGUUCCUAGAGAGAGUGGCCUUUGUGAGUCUCCUUGCUGUGUUCACCGAGUAUCAUGAAUUCAUCGCCGGAGGCAACCCCACAACAUCUAAAGUCCUUCUGCUGCUCUGUACCAAGGUGUCGUAUGUCGGCGCGGUAUUUUCUGGACUAUUGGCGGAUACGGUGUUAGGGCACUACCGAGUGUUGCUCAUCUCCAUACUGAUGCAGUUUGCAGGGUCGCUGCUAGUAUUGGCUGCAAUAAUCCACAACACGAUGCAGAGCGCGAGAGAAGAGGUAAAUGUGGUGCAAGACUCUCUAUUCGAUCGUCUAGUAACACCUGGACUGGUGUUGUUUGGCCUCGGCGUGGCUGGAGCAGGUGGCACGGAGGUUCCUCUUGGUGUGAGUCAGCACAGCCUCCUUGGCGAGGCUGAACAGAAGGCCAAGGCGUUCUUUCCGCGCUACUACUUUCUGAUAGGCGCUGGUGUGGUCAUCGGUGCAGGCAUUGGCAUAGUGACGGCUCAAGGCGCUGCGUACCAAAUAUACGGCCAUGUACUGCCAAGCGUCUUCUACUUCUUCAGCUUCCUAGUUCUAGCUUUGAGUAGAGGCGUGCGCACGGAAAAACCUUCCAGAGCUCAUCCGCUCUCUGACGUGUGGCGUGUUGCAAAAGAGGCGAUGAAGGUCAUCUGGAGGAGGCCAGCUAGUCGCGGCGGAGGUGGCAGGAGAUCAAUGGCGGCAAGUAGCAGCGUGGCUCCAUAUACGGGCAGAGUGUACUGGAAGAACUCAAAGGGAUCCCUCGCCGAUUGGGUGCGCUAUGCAGAGGAGAGCCAUGGGGGAAGUAUUCAGUACAACACAGUCGCAAGGGUGCACAACUUUCUCUCCGCUGUUGCUGUGCUCGCUGCAAUGGUGAUUGUCGGUGUCACCAUCAACCAGAAUUUGGCUGUUUUCAUUUCACAAGGUAAUCGUAUGACCGUGCCACGGAUGAGCGCAUCUCUCUACGUGCCAGCUUCAGCUGUUGCUCUCUUUGAUACCCUGGGCGUUCUUCUGGGAAUUCCCCUUGUGACCUAUGUCAUCUACCCAUGUUGGCGCUCCUUUUCCGGUGGCACGCCGCCGAGUCACCUGCAGCGCAUCACAGUGGGCAUACUCAUUGCAAUGCUGGGUACUGUAGCAGCUACAAUACUGGAAGUGGAGAGAAGAAAAGAGGGCAGGUGGAACUCUACGGUCAUCGAAGACCCUGACAAUCCCAACCGGACACUCACCAUCUCCAGCGUCUCCAUCUUCUGGCAGAUACCACAAUACACACUCUGUGGACUGUCAGAAGUGUUCGUCCUCCUUUCAGGUAUGGAGUUCGCGUAUUCUCGCUCUCCAACCGGCAUGAAGGGAAUAUCCAUAGGCUUUGGCUACGCAUUCCUGGGCUUAUCGGCGGCCGGUAGCGUCGUACUUCUGUGGAUAAUGCAGCAGCGCUUUGAAUCCCUGACAUACUUAGACGAUGCUCAAGGUGAAGUGCACCUCUACUUCAUUGUUCUUGGUGGUAUCCUAGCCGUUGGCUUGGCGGUGUUCCAGGCGGUGGCCAUGCAUUUCAAGACGGCGCCUAUCUACGGCUUAGAGACGAUGAGCCAAUCGCAUCCAGCCACAUACAGCACAAGCACUGCUAUGCACAGUUCUGUCUAACAGUUGCUGUUAGCGGCAACACUACAAACUACCCAUCACACAGUUACUGUUAGCGGCAACACUACAAACUAACCAUCACACCAAGUCCAGGUUUACAACAGUUCAUUUUACAGUAAUACGUGCGGUACUUUACACCAUCUCAACUUACGGCUUUUAAAAUAUAUUUUGUUAUCUUACCGAUGAUUCACUGGACCCGGAAUCCUGUCCAGACCUUCCUUUUAUACAUGUAUACAUUAACCAACAGAUAGCAAUCAGCUGCACAAGUUAUAGCAGUGAUCUGUUUUUUCACAUUGUCAAGUAUCUACAGUCACUGAGGCAGCACAUCUACAGUCACUGAGGUAGCACAUCUAAGACUCUCCGGCCGUCAGAAUUCCUUGCGGAUUAGCACUCUGACUUUGAAAAUGCUUUGUUUGUUCAUUAGCGGCAUUGGUUGCCAUCGGUUUCAACCAGUGACUCUGAGCUCCGCUGACAAGACCAAAUAAGGUCGAAACAGCUUACUGUUCGAAUAUUGUGUAUAAGAAAGGUAUACCUUUGAAGCACUUUUCUUUACCAAUUAUGAAAUAAGUUCGCAUCUUUCC